AACAAACCAUCAUCAAAAUCAAAAAUGUCAUCAAAUCAAAAGAAAAGAACUAAAAACGAUCAAGAUCAAGCUCAUUCAUCUGCUAAAAGAAACAAACCUUCAUCUUCUACUCUUUCUUUCCUUCCACCUAAAGGCGAUUUAUCCGAUUUGGCUAGUCAACCAGUUCAUCAACUUCAACAACAACAAUAUCAAGUUUCAAAUGGAGCUCCUUCAAAGGUCGCUUCCGCCGAGGAAAUCGCUCGAAAGCGUGCAGAGAUCGCGGCCAAAUUUGCGUCUUUCAAAAACCCGUCUGCUUCACUCAAUCGUCCUCAAGCUGGUCUAGCCUCCACUAUUGUUCCUAUUGGUUCAACUCCGAUGUUAUCGGCUCCUAAUAUCGAUCCAAACUUGGCCAAAAAAGUUGCAGAGGCGCGAAAGACAGUAGAGGAAUUGGCUGCGAAGGCAAAGAAUCCGUAUCUAUCUCAUCCAUCUGCACCUGCCGAGCCCAUCGGAUCUGGUGCAACAAGUGGUGUUCAUCCACUCUUGAUGGCACAAGACCCAUCAAGCUCAUCUACUUCUUCUGGUCUCAAAAAUCGUUACAAGCCUAUGGUACCCAAAUUUGCCACAGUCAAAGCCAAUGCAAGACCUUCACUUCCAUCUACAGCUUCUUCUUCAAAACCAGAUUUAUCAGAAGCCUUACUAGUAGAUGAAGAAGCAGUCGAUCAAAGAUCUAAUCCACAUUUCGAUCGAUCACUUGCUGGUCCACUUGGUGAUCCAUCAGGAGUACAUCGAGCUAGACCUGUUAGAGCAUUGAGGUUUAAUCCAAAAGGAAAAUUUGUUAGAUUGGCUGAACAAAUUAGAUCUGAGGCUAGAUUAGAAGAACUUAAGAAACGGAUUGCUGAGAGUUCUAGGAAAGCUGGGCUGGAUGGAGAAAUCGAAGCUGUUGAAAAACAAGUUAGGAGACCGGCACCACCAGAUUGUGAAUGGUGGGAUGAAGAUUAUCUACCGAAUCGAACAUAUGAUGAUUUAGAAAGUGGAGAAGCAUCCAAACUAAUCAGAUCAUCAGAAGAUUCGCCCAUCACACUUUAUAUUCAACAUCCAAUCCAACUUCCAGGACCAGGUGAUCGAAAUAAAGUGGAACUUAAACCACUUAAACUUACGAAAGCUGAACAAAAGAAGAUGAGAAGACAAAGAAGAAUGGCAGAGUUACAGGAUAAACAAGAUCGACAACGAAUGGGUUUACUUCCUCCUGAUCCUCCAAAAGUUAAACUUUCGAAUAUGAUGAAAGUUUUAACUUCAGAUGCAGUAGCAGAUCCAACUAAGAUUGAAGCAAGAGUAAGAAGAGAAAUGUUGCAAAGACGAAAAGCGCAUGAAAAAGCCAAUGAAUCAAGACAACUGACAGAUGAACAAAGAAAAGAAAAGAUUGAAAAGAAGAGGGAAGUAGAUGAGACGCGUGGGAUUUUUACAAGUGUCUAUAAGAUCAAGUAUCUUACUAAUCCUGCACACAGGUUUAAAGUUCGAAAGAAUGCAGAACAACAUGGUUUAACAGGAGUCUUAAUCUUUAAUCCACGUUUCGCCUUAGUAGUAGUCGAAGGAGGAUCGAAAGGGAUUCGAGCAUAUAAACAUUUAAUGUUAAAUCGAAUAGAUUGGACAGAAGAACCAAGAGCGAGAUCACCGACAAAUAUCAAUGGGAAUGAAGAAAAAGGUGAAAAAGGAGAAGGAGAAGGAGGUGAAGAGGAAGGCGUUCCGAUCAGUUUGGCUGAUAAUAAGUGCGAAAUGAUUUGGGAAGGUGAAGGUAGAGAAAGAAGUUUUAAAGAGUUUAGACCUAAGAAUUGUCCUUCGGAUUCGAUUGCAAAAGAGUUUUUGGGAUCUAAACUUGGGUUUUGGGAUGUGGCUAAGAAAUGGGGAGAAGAUACGGUUGGAUGAUGAAUGAUUUGUUCAAUGUUUGUUGGGAGUGAGAUUGUGAUCAUCAAAUAUUAUGAUGGAGAGAAAUCGAAAACUUUGGAAGAAAUGGAUCAGAGCUGAAUAGAAUGAUUGAUCCAGGAUUUGUAGAGAUUUGGUGUUAAGACUAAGACAUUCAAUUGUGACUUUGUGACUUUGUAUGUUAUACUUUGAUUAGACUUGAUAAUCAGCGGGUUGAGUGUAGUGAUGUGGAACAAAUUGAAUCAUUGCAUUAACCUGGAAUAAAUGAAACGUACACUUGAAAAAUGAUUUGUUUGAAGUCUUUUGUAAAUUUCAUGAAUUUUGAAUUGAC
Molecule: messenger RNA, 2230 nt
Organism: Melampsora larici-populina 98AG31
Lineage: Eukaryota; Fungi; Basidiomycota; Pucciniomycetes; Pucciniales; Melampsoraceae
Exons: 10
Coding region: 25-1902 (625 amino acids)
Biological process (GO): mRNA splicing, via spliceosome
Cellular component (GO): U4/U6 x U5 tri-snRNP complex
Source: RefSeq, a predicted model, not a curated record